GAGACACACUCCCAGCAGGUGAGGUAGACCAAACAACUUGUCUUCUGCUUUUUAAAGAACAAAAACACAGAUUCAAUUUUAUUUUUUCUUGAAUGUCUGACAUUCUGGGUUUCUCUGUACAUCAACCGCCCCGCUGUCUUCCUCUCAAGCUGCCGAACUCAUGUGACAGCCACAUUGUUUUCUCUGCAUCCUGAGCACCCCAGCCUUGAAUUUCCAAACAGACGUCGUCAUGAUGGAGACGGAGCAGGCGGCUGGGAGUUCUCCUGCCCCGAGCCAAACUGCUGUCAGGACCUGGCUCUCCUCCAGCACAAGAGGAGCACCCAGGACACCCACUGACGCAACCUCCCGUUUCCUCGGAGACGGGGUUCGCUACAAAGCAAAGCUGAUUGGCGUGGACUCGGUACCCGACGCCCAGGGGGAAAAGAUGUGCUGGGACUCCAUGAUGAAGCUGAAGGGCUUUGAGGCAGCAGCAAGGAAACAGGGGAGACACAAGCAGAGAGUUUGGCUGAAGGUUUCCUCCACUGGCCUGAGAAUUGUGGAUGAAAGGUCCGGGGAGGUACUUUAUGACCACGACAGGAGCAGGAUCAGCUCUUUGACGAAAGAUGAGUCUGACCCCAGAGCUCUGGCCUACGUCUACCAACACCAAGACACCUACAGCCUCUUCUACAUCAAGAUGGCCAACCUGGCAGAUCCGGUUCUGGUUGACAUCAAGGAGGUUUGUCAGGCUGUCGACCAAGAGACACCACAGGAACCAGCAGAGGCACAAACUAGUUCAUUACUGCUUCUAAAUGACAGUUCAGCCCCUCCAGUCGAGGGUCCACAUUUAAAGGAAGUGUUCAGUCCACGGCCAGAUUCUCCAUCGGGACAAUUAAAUCAGGCGUCUUCCAGUAAUGAGCUGAUGGAGGUCUUCGCCAUUCAGAUGGAGGACCCAAUGAUGCCCAGCCAGACCUCAUGUACCAGUCAGCCAGAGUCUCCACAGCCAGCGCUCUCCAGCUCUCAGAUCCUCUCCCUGUUCCCCACACAGCCAGUUGGGGGUUCUCCAUACUCCUCUCCCCCGUACUCUCCCACCGCCAUGCCCUGGGGUCAGCAGGGGCUUCUGGGAAAUCAGUGGGCAGGUUCUGCAGCGGCGCCCUGGCCCACAGUCCCCGGUAGUAUGGCAGCAUGGCCGGCAGGCGUCGCAGCGCCCCCUGUAGGCGGCCACAUUCAGGCUCACAGCGCUCAACCAGGAUUCAUGAUGGGUGGAAGCACGCCCGCCUCACCCACCGCUGUCGACCCUUUAAACUCCAUCUAUGCCCCCGCUGGAGAAACAGGACCUCUGCAGUCCCCCACUUUGGACCAUAAUCUCCUCCUGUGAUGAACUGGGUAGAGUUGGAAACUGAACAUAGAGUGACGGCUUCUGAUUUGAUUGAAUUUGGUUAUAAUUGUUAUUUGAUUUUCAAGAGAAUUUAGCUGCGAUGGUUUCCCCGACAUAAGUAAUAUGAGAACUGAAAAUUGAGUGGAAGGUGUAUGAUGGGGGUGUUUUGUUUUCAGUUCUAAAUUAAUGCAGCAGUAUUAUUAUGAUUAUUAACAGUCUACAGGCAGCAGCAGUGAGUUUUAGCUAAAGAUUCUGCAGCUAAUGUUAUUUAUGUAACUACCAACAACAACAACAAUAAUAAUAAAAUAUACAGUAAAUGUCUGCUCACUGAAAACUGCACAAAAUGUAAUUUCAUACGUGUUUCUCUAUUUGUGUGAAUCUGGACACUUUCUUUUAUUUGCUUAUAUAAUCAAAUAUUUUUGUUGCUAUUCAAGAAAACUGAAAGAUUGAAACAAUCCAACAUGUCAGAGUUGCAGUAUAAGGUAGUCAAUGUUUACUGUUUACAUGUAUGUAUGUAUGUGCUAAUGCUGCCCCCUUUUUUUGGAACAAAAUACAUGUAACUGUACAUUUUCAAACACAUAAUAAAAAAAAACCUGACUGUUC
Messenger RNA from Dicentrarchus labrax (European seabass), 1957 nucleotides. RefSeq names its product disabled homolog 2-like. The transcript has 9 exons. The record is from RefSeq and is a predicted model, not a curated record. NCBI's taxonomy places the organism in Eukaryota, Metazoa, Chordata, Actinopteri, Moronidae. Bases 230 to 1354 code for a protein of 374 amino acids.